Neurospora tetraspora is the source of this 1043-nucleotide messenger RNA. RefSeq lists its product as uncharacterized. The transcript has a single exon. Bases 94 to 675 code for a protein of 193 amino acids. Lineage: Eukaryota; Fungi; Ascomycota; Sordariomycetes; Sordariales; Sordariaceae. The record is from RefSeq and is a predicted model, not a curated record.
CGAAACGCCGGUCAAAGCCGGCGAAGGGAUAACUUGAAAGGGCCAUUUGGCUGACAGUCUGGAUUGUUACAGGUCCCCGGUCACUGGACCUGGAUGGCGAUGCUGGAACCACCGGAGGUGAUGAUGCGUUCAUGUCCAAACACUUCCAUACCUAGGCUCUUCAAGGGACUAAUCUUGAGCUUGGAACUGACUGUAACUUUGACGAAGGGAGCGUGCAUAACAGUCCAGAUCGAAGUGGGACAAGUUGUCACCACGAAAACGGACGAUGAAAGCGCAGGGCGGCAGGAGGGCGUUGAAGUCAGUCGAUUCAACAAGAUGUGGAUGUGUAACAUCUACUCUGGAACUGUCAAUAGCUCGCCGUCCAGAUACACAGCUUUGCAGAUUUGGACCAUGACCGCAUCUCCCUCGAUGAACAAUCACUACCUAAUAUGGAUGAUAUGCUCGAUCAUUGCUGCUCUCCUCGCUGUCACUUCGGAUACACUCAGCGGCAAAUGGAACAGAGUGUCCCUCCGCACAAAUGACAACAACCAGCAUGACACUGGAGUUCCUAGCCGGGGAAUGGGGAAAGGUAUUACCCAUCACAGAGAGGAGGUAGACCGCCAGAGAUUUGGUCAGAUCAACUCGUCAAGUCCCUCUUGGAGAGCAGGAAGUGCUGUUUCGAUGCACAGGCAUUGAUGGCUGACGUCAUCUAGUCUGUUCCCAUGCCAAUGACACGCGAGUGUCAACGGUGAGGCUAUUCCCAAUUACCGACACCACUUGCCGAAGCUGCGGCUCUUUGGAUCCGAAAAGUCAAAAGGUUAUUUGGACGCGUGGACGCUCUGGGGUACCAUAGCAAGAUCUGGGGAAAUUGGGAAAUGCUACGUUGUGACGCGUCACUUGACGAGGGCAAAUAUUUACCCGCCAUCUGUGCGUGUGUCUUGUUUUGCCGAAUGUGCCUCAAGACUCUCGUUCCCUUGCACGACGAUCGCUUGCACGAGGGCAACAUCGCUUAGAUUUUUGCUCUUGUACGGCCACUUCGAUUAGGCCUUUAUGCGCACGGCCUU